AUGGGAAGGGCUCCUUGUUGCGACAAGGCAAAUGUGAAGAAGGGACCAUGGUCACCAGAGGAAGACUCAAAGCUUAAAGACUACAUAGAGAAAUACGGGACUGGUGGCAAUUGGAUUGCUCUACCUCAAAAGGCUGGGCUUAAGAGAUGCGGCAAGAGUUGUAGAUUGAGAUGGCUAAACUAUCUAAGGCCUAACAUUAAACAUGGUGAAUUCUCUGAUGACGAGGAUAGGAUAAUCUGCAGCCUAUUUGCAAGCAUUGGAAGCAGAUGGUCAAUAAUAGCUGCUCAGCUACCAGGAAGGACUGAUAAUGAUAUCAAGAAUUACUGGAACACAAAGCUCAAGAAGAAACUCAUGGCCAUGGCUCCUCAAUCUCAUAGAAAACCCCCACCAUUCCCAUCUCCACAUCAAACUCCACCGUUGCCAUCUCAUUCACUAUCAUCAAUCUAUAAAGACUGUGGUGGUUCUUUCCCUUACUACUCCCAAAACAAAUCUUUCACUGGCUUUGAGCCCAUUUCACAAGUUCCAUCUAGUCUUUUAAGCAACAACAGUGUCUCUUUAGCCACAAACUCUUUACAUUUUCAAUCCACCGGCCAAGAGGGCUUGUUCAGUCCCAUGCAAUACUAUCAGCCAGUGAAAGAUAAUUUCUUGGUGUUUGGUAGUGAAGCAAGUUGCAGUUCUAAUUCUGAGGGGAGUUGCAGCCAGAUAAGCUAUGGAAGAGAGAUCAAACAAGAAGAUAUGGGAUUUCACAGCUUCAUUUCAAAUGGGUAUGAAGAUCAGAACCAAAAGUUCAUGCUAAGUUAUGGCAACAGUAUUGGAGUUGAAAAUUUGAACCCAUGGGUAGAGAAGCCAAAUGGGAGUAUUGGAGAAACCCCAUUGGACUAUGACCUCAUUGAGGAUGUUAAGCAACUGAUUAGCAGCAGCGGUGCAAAUAAUAAUGUCAAUGUGUGUUGUAGCAAUAGCAAUGACCACCUGCUCAUUGAUGAAAACAAGACCCAAGAGAAGGUCAUGUACUCCUACUACUGA
Messenger RNA from Dovyalis caffra, 1023 nucleotides. NCBI's taxonomy places the organism in Eukaryota, Viridiplantae, Streptophyta, Magnoliopsida, Malpighiales, Salicaceae. The record is from the annotation of a GenBank genome assembly.